AUGAAGUGUUCUAGUCUCAUCUUCGGCGUUCUCGCAACACUUGCGGCUGCACAAACACCUUCCCCGUACACCGAUGUCAAAUCAGGCAUCACAUUCAACACCCUCCAGCACAGUAGCGGCAUGUUCUUCGGUCUUGCACUUCCAGCCAACGCCACCGGAAACACUGACUUCAUUGCGACGAUCGGGGGCAAAGGCACGGGGUGGAGCGGUGUUUCUCUCGGAGUGGGCAGCUUCAGAAAGACUGCCCAAUACGCCUCUCCAGCCGUCGCAACCGGCGCCUUCACACAGACGACAAUAGCAAACGGCACAUACGUCAACAGCACGCACUGGACGUACACCUUCCUCUGCUCCAAGUGCAUUCAAACCGAUGGCACGACAUUCAAGCCUACUGAUGCAGCGCCAAGUCUCGGGUUCGCAUUGAAUCCGACAGCGCCGGCCCAAAAGACGAAUCCCGCAUCUAGUGUAUCGAAGCAUACGGCGCAGGGGCAAGCGGUAUUUGACCUAAGCAAAGCUAAGAACGCGAAGUUCGAGGUCUGGAAGGGCUACGCUGUGCCGAAAGUUGCUACGGGCUUUGCGGGCUAG
Messenger RNA from Alternaria novae-zelandiae, 582 nucleotides. RefSeq lists its product as uncharacterized. Lineage: Eukaryota; Fungi; Ascomycota; Dothideomycetes; Pleosporales; Pleosporaceae. The transcript has 3 exons. The coding region runs from base 1 to 582 and encodes 193 amino acids. The record is from RefSeq and is a predicted model, not a curated record.